CGUACUGAUUUUUAUUAUGGUUUAUUGUUCUUGAAUAUAUCUUAUAAAGUGGAGUCACUGUUAAAAGAGUACCAGAGAUAGUUACAUUUGUGCUCCAAAACAGCAACAAGUAGGCAAAUUCACAUACUCACACACACAUCACUCACACACUUUCCCUGGUUGCUGAAACAAGCUGCACAACACAGGAUGAGGAAGUGAAGCAACAGUGACCUCACCCCUUUAUUGCCUUGCAAAUAUCUCUCUGCUGAAAGCCCUUUGGCCAGACACACAGCUCCACACCGGCCUGCCGCUCUGACAACUCAUGGCUGACACACGCUCUCAGCCCCCGGCCUCUGGCUCGGCUGCUAAGAUGGACCAGGUUCAGAGUCAGGUGAACGAGGUUAAAGUUAUUCUGACAGAUAACAUCAGCAAAGUGCUGGAGAGAGGGGACAGAAUAGAUGAUCUGAUCGGCAAGACUGAUGAUCUGCAGGCGUCUGCUGACACAUUCCAAAGAACAUCCACACGGGUUGCCCGGAAAUACUGGUGGAAAAACAUUAAAAUGAUGGUUAUAAUCGGGGUGAUUGUGCUGAUCAUCGUUGUCCUCAUCAUCCUCUUUGCCACACAUGUUAUAUAAAUCACAAUAUUCUCCUUCACCAGCUCAGGACUGAAAGCAAUGACAAUUGAGGAUAAAGCUCACCUCUUUUGAGCAUUUCAGCAUUUAAAUGCACUCUUGAAAGUCUAUUUUCAUUUCAGCAGAUAUUUCAAGAAAUAUGUACAUUUUAAGGGUACAUGUUUUUGUAGCAUCUGCAGGCUUUUUGAUUAAGACUCUCCGUAAAAUAAGAAGUUUAAAUUGCUAGAAACUUGACUGAAAUACUUCCUUGAACACUCCAACAUUCAUUAAAAUGUGACGUAAUGUUAAUAUUUCACAAAGGAUUAAACAAAUCCAGAUGAGUGUUAUUAUUUUUAUUGUUAUCGCAUAUCUUUAUGUCCAAUUACCUGUAUAUAUAAUGUGUGUUUAUGACUGUCAAACUCUAUAAUAACAUAUGUAUUAUAUGACUGAUGAUUAUGAUGAAGAGGAUACAUUUGAACAUUUGCUACCACAAUACUGUAUAUAAAUAAUGUGUUCUGCUCCAAACAAUCAAGCAUUUUGAUUAUGUAAUAAAUGACUGAGGCAAAUUCA
Messenger RNA from Gymnodraco acuticeps, 1159 nucleotides. RefSeq lists its product as uncharacterized. The coding region runs from base 302 to 613 and encodes 103 amino acids. Gene Ontology annotation, cellular component: plasma membrane; SNARE complex. Gene Ontology annotation, molecular function: syntaxin binding; SNAP receptor activity. The transcript has 3 exons. The record is from RefSeq and is a predicted model, not a curated record. NCBI's taxonomy places the organism in Eukaryota, Metazoa, Chordata, Actinopteri, Perciformes, Bathydraconidae. Gene Ontology annotation, biological process: vesicle fusion; SNARE complex assembly; vesicle-mediated transport.